GAGAGGACGGCUUGGGAACCAGGCACAACACAUAUUCCCAUAAGGCCGCGCGUCACUUGGGUUGAGCCUGCAGUAUGUAGGGUUCAAAACAAACAUGGCGCGGAAUUGUGAGAAGAAGCUCAUUGGUCUUAACAGAUUAUGGCUGGCAAAACAGCAAAAAGAGGAACUGGAAAAAAGUCCAAAGAGGCCACAUCUACGCUCCUUAAACAGUGCUACAGAAGUCAAAAGGUGGAUCCCUGGAAUUAAAAGGGAAAUGGAUUAUUAUUUAGAUCUAUCUGGAGCUAGACAACACCGGUAUCCUGACACAAAAAUAAAAGAAUUUGAAAAUAAGGUGGAAGAACUUGAAAACGAAUAUAAAAGAUUUGUGAGAAAGGUUUAUGAGUUGGAUCCAAGUACAACAGGGGUUCCAUGGCAACCAAGAGGAUAUGUCAGUAAACGGAAGAAUUUAGAAAACUCUCAAACAGAAGUGAAACCUAAAAAGAUUUGCACUCCAUUACUGGAAGGAGAGGUGAGAAAAUCCAUCAGCACAAAAAGUGAUGAUCAGUCCCACUGUAGCAAGUUUUACAAACGUACAGACUGUAUAUCAUCAUCUAGUACAGAACAGGGUUCAGACCAGGCUUUGAAAAUAAACAAGGAUAAUGAUUUCAAAAAUGUUACCUUAGAUGAUGUGGAUGUUCAAGCCAAAAAUAUUCUAGGUUUGGAUUAUGAAUCUUCUAGUGAUUCUGAUGUUUCAUGACAAAGCUGACAAUACCCAGGAAAAACAGGGCAAUCAUUUAAAGAACAUGAUGUAACAAGGUUCUUCAAGCAAAGAGGUUUUACAUUCUUUAAAUACCACACACUGUGAAGAUGUCAACCAUAGAGAAAAAAGUGCUUUAAAAAAGAAAGAAAAAGUUAUUCAGUAGUAUAAUUUGUAGAUGAAUACUUGUAGGUAAUAAAGAAAAUUAUAGUUGUACAAAAAUGUUGAACAAGAAAAUGAAUUGUGUGAUUAAUGCCCAGGGAAGGUACAACUGAAAAGCCCUAUUGGUAAAAAAAUUUUAAAUACAUAAAUGGAUGGAAUUUAGCAACUCAUCUUGGUAAAACUGAUAGUCUGGAAAAUAUUAUAGCAAGUUGGGGGAUUUUUGGUACCUAGUCUACAAAUGUUAUGUUACAAAUAAAACAUAGUCUGGCAUUAAAGAAGGCUUCAGUGUUACAACACAUACCCAUCCAAAAAUUCGAGAGUUAAUCCCCUCCCUACAUGCGUCAUAUCAGAUAUAUGCUCUGUCUAUGACUGGGAGAUUGACUUAUAUUGAAAAUAGGAUAUCAACUGUCACUGUAUUCAUAUGGUGCAGAAAGUCACUCAUACCAGUGAGCUUCAGAAACUACCGGGAAGUUGUCAGGCUUUAAGAAGACUUUGUCUCCGCCCGUCAAUUCAUCUGACUGACAAGUGAAUGACAAUGAUGUCAUGACCAGCACAAAUCUAUUAUUCCAAGGAUCGAAAAGGGUAAAAUCCAAAGGACAUGCAGGCACAUCAAGCCUACGUGCAGAAGUCUACUACUGCCCACCCUUAGUUUUAAGGAUGUGGUAGACCUCUGCAUACAGGUUACACCUCCCCUAAAAACAGGCUCUCCCGUCUAGCACUUCGUGCAGGUGUAAAAGCGCGUGACUCGCGUUACAAUUUAUUAACAGAAACAGUGUGAUACGUCACGCAACUCCGCAACUGUUUUCGGUUUAGACU
Orbicella faveolata is the source of this 1714-nucleotide messenger RNA. RefSeq lists its product as uncharacterized. Gene Ontology annotation, biological process: generation of catalytic spliceosome for second transesterification step. NCBI's taxonomy places the organism in Eukaryota, Metazoa, Cnidaria, Anthozoa, Scleractinia, Merulinidae. The record is from RefSeq and is a predicted model, not a curated record.